CCCAGAUUUGCGUUCGUUGUACCAGACUCCUAAUUACAAGCCGGAAUUAAACAAGCACAACUAAUGCGUCAAUUAAAUCAAUCAAGGGAACUUCUAUCACUUCUCUUGAUCACCUGACAGUAAUGUUUAGGGCAGUAAGCUUGGCUCCAGAUACCCACUCACCUGGGCCCAAUUGACUUUUGAGAGAGUCGGGCUGAGUUAAUUUGUCCACUAAGUAUCGAGUUAUUUUUUGAUCCUGUAAGGAUUGAAUCAACUUAGGGCCGGAUCAGUUUUUGACCUUAUGAUCCAUCGCAACAACGAGUGAUACAAAAUUUCUCAUACGACACCUGCGUCUGCGUGCGUAGGUUGUUUUGGUUAGUAUGAGGAUAUCGGACAACAUCUGCAUCGCGAUUGCGGCAAUGCCGCUUGUCGUCUGCGUCUGCCUCGUGUUGCACGAGUUGCCGGAGUUGGCAAGAGAAGCUCUUCUGUGCUCCGGCCUUGUGCUCACGAUGUGCGGUCUCGGAUGGCUGAUGCAACGAAUCAUCAUCAAGCUCAUGAACAAACUUUUCGAGUCGCGAUCCAGUUAUCAAACAGAGAAUCCUCGAGAUGGAGAAGAUCAAGGCAGCCUAUCUGCCUAGUUUGUGUUAGAAAUAAGUUCUCCUAGUUUGUUGCGUGUGAUUACCCAAUCAAAAGUUACAACCGCGCGCGUAAGAAGAAAACCGAUUUUUUUUUUCUUUGCUUCUUCUGUGGUGUUCUUGUCAAGAGAACCAGUUGAUUUUAAUAACUCGAGUUGUUUGAAGAGGUUCAAUCGUGAAUAUCAUAUAUCACUUGCUAAAAGUCCUCUGCCGACUUUGGGGUCAGGUUCAAUGGGUCGAUGGUCGAUAUACUAACAUCAGUUAUUAAUUCUAAUUAAGCAAAAUUAACCCCAAAUAAAACUAGGGUUGAGCC
Linum trigynum is the source of this 927-nucleotide messenger RNA. NCBI's taxonomy places the organism in Eukaryota, Viridiplantae, Streptophyta, Magnoliopsida, Malpighiales, Linaceae. The record is from the annotation of a GenBank genome assembly.